Pseudomassariella vexata is the source of this 786-nucleotide messenger RNA. Its product is annotated as BAR domain-containing protein. The transcript is spliced from 3 exons. Gene Ontology annotation, cellular component: mating projection tip; actin cortical patch; medial cortex. Gene Ontology annotation, biological process: actin filament organization; endocytosis; plasma membrane tubulation. Lineage: Eukaryota; Fungi; Ascomycota; Sordariomycetes; Amphisphaeriales; Pseudomassariaceae. The record is from RefSeq and is a predicted model, not a curated record. Gene Ontology annotation, molecular function: lipid binding; protein binding. The coding region runs from base 1 to 786 and encodes 261 amino acids.
AUGUCGUGGGCCGGCUUCAAGAAGAAUGUCAACCGCGCGACGACGCAGGUGAUGAUGAAGACGGGGCAUGUGGAGAAGACCAACGACCGCGACUAUGAAGUAGAAGAGCGUCGCUUUCGUACCAUGGAGGCCGCGUCUCUGCGUCUGCAGAAGGAGGCCAAGGGGUAUCUCGAUUCGCUGCGGGCCAUGACGGCCAGCCAGAUGCGCAUAGCCGAGACCAUCGAUGCGUUUUAUGGAGACGCCGGUGCGAAAGAUGGCGUGAGCAGGAGUUACAAGCAGGCCGUGGAAGAUCUCGAUGCGGAGACCAUCAAAGCGCUGGAUGGACCAUACAGAACGACAGUGCUGGAGCCGAUAUCCAGAUUCUGCAAUUACUUCCCCGACGUAAACGAAUGCAUCAAGAAGCGCGGGCACAAGCUGCUAGACUAUGACGCCAUGCGAGCUAAAGUGAAAAAGCUGGUUGAGAAGCCCGACAAGGACGUGACCAAGCUGCCCCGCGCCGAGAAGGAAAUGGAAAUCGCGAGAGCUGCAUAUGAACAGCUCAACGAGCAGCUCUCGUCCGAGCUACCCCAGCUCAUCGACCUCAGAGUCCCGUACCUGGACCCCAGUUUCGAGGCCCUCGUCAAAAUCCAAUUGCGUUUCUGCGCCGAAGCCUACAGCCGCAUGGCGCAGGUGCAACAAUACCUCGAUGCGGAUACGCGAGAACAGUACGCACAGGGCCACCUUGACUCGCGGGUUGAGCAGGUGCUGCAGGAGAUAAGGGAACUGAGCAUCAGCGGAACUGUGUAG